Colletes gigas is the source of this 3844-nucleotide messenger RNA. RefSeq names its product mitochondrial Rho GTPase (gene Miro). Gene Ontology annotation, cellular component: mitochondrial outer membrane. The coding region runs from base 569 to 2575 and encodes 668 amino acids. The record is from RefSeq and is a predicted model, not a curated record. Gene Ontology annotation, molecular function: GTPase activity; calcium ion binding; GTP binding. Gene Ontology annotation, biological process: mitochondrion organization; small GTPase-mediated signal transduction. NCBI's taxonomy places the organism in Eukaryota, Metazoa, Arthropoda, Insecta, Hymenoptera, Colletidae. The transcript has 14 exons.
AUGAGAUUCGUUCCACGAAUAGACCGAUUUUCCAUCCAGCCAGGGCGCGGGUUUUUUCCUUUUAACGAAACCUAUUAAGCCGAAACCGAACACGGUGGUCUCGGUCUCGUUGCGUAUUGUACGAUCGAGCUACCGUCCCCAUCGUCUCUACGUGCCGCUUCCUAUGCACAUCGUUGCGCACGUGUGUACGUUUUAUGUGUGUACACUGUCAUUUGGAGUACGGAACGUAACCUUGAAAAGCCCACCCUCGGAGCGCAAGUUCAAUCGCAGCGGGUGAAGUAACGUUUUUUUUUUUAAAUACCGUGUACACAAAAGUAUCGCGGGCCUCAGCCACCGAACCUGGUAGAUCGUAAUCGUCGAUAAGAUGUUGACGUAAGACAUCGUGAAAAUUUUCUAGAGAAGUGACAUAGAAAGCAGCUAAUGCGGUGGUAAGGCGCGAGUUAUAGGUUAGGGGAGAACACGGAAGUUUUUUCGUCGAGAGAGCCACGAAGAUGUUUUUAAAGAAUUAGGCGGUGAACGCCGCUGUUACGCGCGAUAAGUAAUCCUUUCACGAAGGCAGCGAUUCAGCAUGGUGCAACGUCCAGUAGCGCCUAGGCGCAACGUCAGAAUUUUGUUAAUCGGCGAUCGCGGGGUCGGCAAGACUUCUCUGAUUUUAUCGUUGGUCAGCGAAGAAUUCACGGAAGAUGUGCCCUCGAAAGCGGAGGAGAUCACUAUACCGGCGGACGUUACGCCCGAACAAGUGCCCACGCACAUUGUUGAUUAUUCAGCCGUUGAACAAACCGAAGAUCAUCUCACAGAUGAAAUUCAAAAGGCCCAUGUAAUCUGUGUUGUAUAUUCUGUAGUCGACGAGGAUACGUUGGACAGAGCAGCUACUUAUUGGUUACCUCUGAUCAGACGCUGUUCUUCUAAUAAUCGGUGCCCGAUUGUUCUUGUGGGAAACAAAAUUGAUCUUGUCGAUUAUUCUACUAUUGAGGCUGUAUACCCUAUAAUGAAGGAAUUCACUGAAAUUGAAAGUUGCAUAGAGUGCUCUGCCAGAACGUUGCAAAAUGUAUCGGAAACGUUUUAUUAUGCACAAAAAGCUGUUUUACAUCCUACUACACCAUUAUACAAUUACGACGUUCAAGAGCUUACAGACGAAUGUAAAGUAGCGUUACAAAGAAUUUUUAAGAUAUGCGACUUGGAUAACGACGGUUUGCUAAACGAUAUGGAGUUGAACGCAUUUCAACAAUGGUGCUUCAACAGUCCGCUUCAGCCGCAGGUUUUAGAGGACGUGAAAGCUGUUUUAUCAAAGAAUAUUCAAGAUGGCGUUUGCAACGGAUGCGUUACAAUGAAAGGUUUUAUGUAUCUUCAGUGUCUGUUCAUACAACGCGGGAGAAACGAAACUACUUGGGCUGUGUUGAGAAAAUUUGGUUACGACAAUGAGUUACAAAUGUCCAAAGAAUAUAUACACCCCCCAUUGAAGGUUCCUGUUGGUUGCACGACUGAAUUAUCCCACAAAGGACAAGAAUUUUUAACACUGUUAUUUAUGCAACAUGACCGAGAUCGCGAUGGUGCUCUUUCACCUCCAGAAAUGGAAUCGUUAUUCUCACGGUGCUUAUCCCCACCUUGGAGCGAUGAAUAUAAAUACACUGUGCCAACUAACGAAAAGGGAUGGAUGACCUUUCAAGGUUACAUGUGUCAAUGGGCGCUAUUAACUCUGACUAAUGUACGCAAAGCAUUAGAAUAUAUGGCAUAUCUAGGUUACAACAUGUAUAAUAACGAGUGUCAAACAAACGCGGUGUUGAUCACUCGUGAGAAAAGAUUGGACUUGGCAAAGAAACAAUCGAGCAGAAAUGUUUAUAGCUGUCACGUAAUCGGGCCGAAAUUUAGUGGGAAAACAACACUAUGCAGAACGUUUAUUGAUCCUAAACUCGAGGUAUACACGGCUAAAUUGACCGACGACGUGGUUCCACCAAAGUCACACGUAACUGUGAAUACAGUGCACGUGUAUGGUCAGGAAAAGACAAUAAUUCUGCGGGAUAUAAAUAUACUUAAUGUUCAGGAUGCUUUAACCCCAGCACAAAUUCAAUGUGACGCGGCAGCUCUGGUUUACGAUGCUAGCAAUCCUAAGUCGUUCGAAUAUAUUGCACGAAUUUAUAUUAAAUAUUUUGCAGAUAGUAAGAUUCCCGUUCUGAUAAUAGCAAAUAAGAGCGAUCUCUCUGAAGUGAAACAAGAAUACUUGCUGCAGCCAGUAAGUUUUUGCAAUAAGUACAAACUGAUGCCACCGCAACCUUACAGCAUCUCACGUACCGUAAGACGCGAAAUCUUCGUUAAACUGGCGACAAUGGCAGCUUUCCCCCGCUUUCAAGGAGCAUGGGUAUUAUUUUACAGAGACAGUCCUUUGAGGCGUAUGGUCCACAUGUUGCUUGUGAAACCCUCACCUAGUCAAUGGUGGAGUUCUUUUACAAGGCAUAUAAAUCAAUUUGGACUAAUGCAAGGGGAUUCCAUCGUCUGGUGGAAGGCUGGCCUCGGCAUUGCAGUCGCUACUGUCGUGGGCUUCGUGGUGAUGCGCGUCUUAAAUACAGAGAAAAGAUAGUCUACCAUAUUCCUUUUCUUGCACAUUUAACUGCCUCGUUUGACCGAGUAUAAAGCCGUCUUUGAAAAACGCGUUAAGUUAAUAAACUAUGUUCUUAAAUCAUUAAUUUCUUCUGUGUCCUUGAUCAUUUCGUAAUGGAAACAAAAGAUUAAUAUUUCUGCUCGCCCCCUUUCAUCCGUUAAGGAAGUUGCUCUUAACCCCCAAUCCGCGAACUUAACAUUUAUCUUCAUUCCACAUAUCACACCUAAAAAUAUCGACUUCAUCUCGAUUACGUUAAAAUGGAACGUGAAUCCACGAUCCUUUCCCGUUUAACAUACAUUCUAGAUACAGAUCUAGCGAUGAACUUAUUGAUCUUAGAACCAAAAAUUUGCUAAAAUUUAAACUCGUAAGAAAAGUCACAGCGAUCUGUGCAAGUCUUUAUCCUGUCUUGAACGUUAUGUCCGAUCAAGACAGAAUUUUCAAUGUUGAUUCCAAUUAAUAUUUAAGAAUUAUUUCGAAGACCAUUGCAUGGAAAGGGUUCGCGAGCUCUACGUAUUCAUAUAUGAAGCUCGAUAUUAGACCGCCAAAAGAGGUCUGCGGGGAAAAAAAGAACUACUGCCUUGGAGUAUCGUAAGUCCUCGACUGACGCGAUUAAUUUCUUCCAAAGCUUUUCGAAUUAUAAGUCUGAUAUAAAUCUGUGUAAUUCGAAACCGCGUAACUCGAGGAUUUACAGGUUAUUCAUCUAUUGUAAAAGAAACUCUCGUAUCUCAAGAACACAAUAUUCUCGCCUUUCUGUGGAAUCUAGUUUGUUGAAAUUCUACAGGAGAUUCGCGUCUCGUGUUGUGUUUCAAUUUCAUUAACACACUUUAAAUAAAAAUGAGGAUUUUUGCUCAUUGCCUUUUAUUACACGUCGUCCAAAAGGGAAGCAAAACAAAACUAACUUCGCGUUCAACGUGUUGACUACAGAAUACAAUUAGCAAAUCUAUAAUGUAUAAAGUUCUUUAUUAGAACACCAAGUCACCAGGGGGGAAAACAAUGAAUCACCAAGUUCAGUAAUUUUAUCACAGACAGAUUCUUUUCUGGCACAAAUACAAAUUUCAAUUCAGAGCACUAUUGCAUCACAUAAUUCACAGCAAAUAGGAGGAACAUGUGCAGCAGUCCCUCCCCUUUCGUUAUCCAAUAAAAUGUUCCAUGAUCGUCCGUCGCGAUUACGUGAUUACAAUAUUAGGGUUGAACACGUACUAGGAGGGUCUAAAUUGUAAAUCAAUUAAGCGAGCAUACAUUGUAAGU